AUGUCUGAUAAUUUGUUAUCUUUAGAGAAUCCGGUGGUGCCUAGUCACUAUGAGUUGCGUCUAGAAAUUGACCCUAAGCAGUCGUCGCCCAAUUUCAAAGGAUCCGCCAUAAUCCAUUUGAAAUUCAAUCCGAACUCCACCACCUUAGCUUCUAUCGAAGACAGUUUUACCCAGUUCAAGUUACAUUCCAAGGAUUUGAUUGUGUUGUCUGCACAUGCCACCAUAGGGUCUACUAAGUUUGAUCUAAAAAUUUCUCAGGACACUGGAAAGCAUUUGUCGAUUUUCAACUCUGAAUCUCCUAUUCAAUUGUCCAACGAUUGCCCUCUGAUUUUGUCCGUGCAAUACGUGGGUAAAAUUCGUGACAUAAAAACACAUCAUGAUAAGACUUUUGGUAUUUUCAAAACCAAUUUUAUGGAUCGUAAAACCGGUACUGCCAAUAAUCACGUCGUUGCUACUCACUGCCAACCGUUUUCCGCUAGCAAUAUUUUCCCAUGUAUUGACGAGCCUUCAAACAAGUCCACUUUUCAAUUGAACAUUGCAACGGAUGCACAAUAUAAAGCCGUUUCCAAUACUCCUGUAGAGAUGGUCGAAGCUUUGGAUAGUUCUCAAAAACAUUUGGUGAAAUUUGCCAAGACACCUUUGAUGACUACUUCCGUAUUUGGUUUUUCUAUUGGUGAUUUAGAAUUUUUGAAAACGGAAAUCAAGUUGGAAGGUGAUAGGACUAUUCCCGUUUCAAUUUAUGCACCUUGGGAUAUUGCUAAUGCAGCUUUCACUUUAGAUACAGUCCAGAAAUAUCUACCUUUGUUGGAAUCCUAUUUUAAAUGUCCAUACCCUCUGCCAAAGUUAGAUUUCGUCCUACUACCAUAUUUAAGUGACAUGGCAAUGGAGAACUUUGGUAUGAUCACCAUCCAACUAAACCACCUGCUCAUACCACCAAAUGCCUUGGCCAAUGAAACCGUCAGAGAGCAAGCACAGCAACUCAUUGUCCACGAACUCGUUCAUCAAUGGAUGGGCAACUACAUAUCUUUUGACUCGUGGGAAUCUCUUUGGUUUAAUGAGUCUUUCGCUACUUGGUUAGCUUGCCACAUACUAGAACAGAAUGGUGACCUAUCCCAUUAUUGGACCUCGGAACCUUAUUUACUACAGCAAGUGGAGCCGACCAUGUGCAGAGAUGCAGCUGACGUUAAUGGAAGAAGCAUAUUUCAGAUUGCGCAACGGAACACUGGCAUAGAUUCUCAAACCUCCGAUAUUUUUGAUCCUGAGGCAUACACAAAGGGUAUUAUCAUGCUGAGGUCCCUGCAAUUGGCUACAGGCGAAUCUCAUCUACAAAAGGGCCUGGAAAGUGUAUUUGAAGAUACUAAAACAUUUCAUGCGAGAAGCGUCAAACCAAUGGAUAUAUGGAAUCAUAUCGGAAAAUUUUUGAAGUCUCAAAAUAUUACAAACUUUGUUUCAUCUUGGACAAGAACGCCAGGCUUACCUGUCGUUAAGGUCGAAGUAGAAGAGAAAGACGGGAAAACGCAAACAAAAUUGACUCAACACAGAUUUAUCAAUCAAUUAUCUACUGAAGAAAAGGAUCAGUUAGAAGAUGUCCCAUAUCAGGUACCCUUAUUCGGGGUUCUGCCAGAUGGUAAAAUGGAUACUAAAAAUGUACUAUUGACGGAUAGGACCUUAAAGUUCGAUUAUCCUAUCUUAGUAAUUAACCAUUUAGCCCAAGGUUAUUACCGCGUUUCAUAUGAGUCCGAAGAGUGCUAUGCAUUGAUUAAUGAUAAAAUAACUGAGGAGACGUUAUCCGAGAUUGACCUUCGGAAGAUUUUCUUAGACUUGUCGCAGUUUAUUGGAGAUGAGGGUUUCCAGAAUUCUAUUCAUUUGCACGGUCUCUUUAAGAUACUAAACCAUAUCGCUUCUCCUUCCACAAAGAUUGCAUCAAAAUAUUGGGAUCCUCUUUCCAAGGGGUUGGAAGUUCUGCAAACGAUCGAUCGUGCCAGUUUAACGAGCUCUAAAUUACAAUCUUUCUUAAAGAAAAAAAUUGUCAUUCCCCUUUUCAAUAAGAUUGAUUGGCCCCACGGUGAAUUUGAUAAAAGCACAAACCCUCACGAGUUGAAAGUCAUGUCUCAAGUCUUGUUUUUAAAUAAAAACUCCGCAAAAUGUGCUGAAUUGUGUCAAAUUUAUUUUAAACAUCUAUUACAGGGCCCACGUUCGAGCGUACCGUUAGAAUUAGUGAACUCAAUCCUUGUCGUCGUAUCGCAACAUUGUGCAAACAUCAAGCAGUGGAAGAAAAUAUUCGAUUUGGUGAAACGCAGUUCCUGUACUGGUAUCACAAACCAUGUCAUUAAUAUGUAUGACCAAAACAGUAGCGAAACCGCCAUGUUGAUUCAAAACGGUGCAAUAGAAUCUCUUGGAUUCUGUUUAGAUUCUGAUAUCGUGAAAAAAACUUUGAAUUUUAUCACUUCCAAUAUUGAGUCAGAGGGGAUGGAACUGGCAUUAUUCGGAUUUAAUUACAACUUUAAGAAGAGGCUGAACAAAAACGAGAAACCUCAAGACCAAGUCGUUCGUGAAACGAUCUGGGAGUGGUAUAUGGGCAAUUUUGACCAAUGGGCACGGAAGGCUACAAGGAAAGGUACCACCACGGGGGAUCAUCUACACAAGGCGUUAAGGAGUAUUUCCCUGAUAAUCUUUCAAAUGUUUGUAGCAGACGAGCCACAGAAGAUAGAAAAGUUUAUUAAUUUGGAGAAAGAGAAGUUGGGUCAAAGCUUGUUAUCUUUGGACGACAUCUGGGCCUCUGUCCAGCAAGAUGAAGAGUCCAGAAAGACUAUAAGAAGAGACUUGGCCUCCUUGGUCUGA
Messenger RNA from Saccharomyces cerevisiae S288C, 2841 nucleotides. It is a transcript of the gene TMA108, whose product is annotated as Tma108p. Gene Ontology annotation, molecular function: zinc ion binding; metallopeptidase activity. The record is from RefSeq and is marked reviewed. Gene Ontology annotation, cellular component: cytoplasm. Lineage: Eukaryota; Fungi; Ascomycota; Saccharomycetes; Saccharomycetales; Saccharomycetaceae. Gene Ontology annotation, biological process: proteolysis. The transcript has a single exon. Bases 1 to 2841 code for a protein of 946 amino acids.